Molecule: messenger RNA, 1882 nt
Organism: Sardina pilchardus (European sardine)
Lineage: Eukaryota; Metazoa; Chordata; Actinopteri; Clupeiformes; Clupeidae
Product: zinc-binding protein A33-like
Exons: 7
Coding region: 107-1486 (459 amino acids)
Biological process (GO): protein ubiquitination
Cellular component (GO): cytoplasm
Molecular function (GO): protein binding; zinc ion binding; ubiquitin protein ligase activity
Source: RefSeq, a predicted model, not a curated record
GAAUCUCAGGUACGGACGGCUGCUCUGCUCUCUACUACACCUGUACUGAACAACACCAGCAGACUCGUGAAAGUGAAAGUAAAGUGGCUCUAUUUGUUGUAGGAAAAUGGCUUCAAGACUGGAGGAGGAUUUCUCCUGUGCUGUGUGCACUGAGAUCUACAAGGACCCUGUGCUCCUGACCUGCUCCCACAGCUUCUGUAAAGUCUGUCUGCAGAAGUUCUGGAACACCAAAGGAUCCAGAGAAUGUCCAAUCUGCAGAAGGAGGUCAUCAAAGGAGGAACCUCCACUCAGUCUGGCAUUAAGAAACCUGUGUGAGACGUAUUUACAGGAGAGAGAGUCACUUACAAGUCAGAGAGGAGCACUGUGUAGUCUCCAUGGUGACCCACUCAGGCUGUUUUGUCAUGGUGAUCAGCAGCUUGUGUGUUACUCAUGUCGAGACUCAAAACUCCACAGGAGACACCAGUUCAGUCCUGUUGAUGAAGCAGCAGCUGACCGAAAGGAAGAGCUCAAAAUCAAACUAGAUCCCAUGAAAGAGAGGCUGAAGGCUUUUGAAAAAGCAAAACUCACCUGUCAUGAAACAGCUGAACACAUUAAGACUCAGACCCAGCACACAAAGAAGCAGAUCAAGGAGAUGUUUGAGAAGCUUCACCAGUUUCUACGAGAUGAAGAGACAGCCAGGAUAGCUGAACUGAGGGAGGAAGAGGAGCAGAAGAGUUGGGUGAUGAAGGAGAAGAUUGAGAAGAUGAGCAGAGAGAUCUCAUCUCUUUCAGACACAAUCAGAGCCACGGAAGAGCAGAUUGGAGCUGGUGACCUCACAUUCCUGCAGAACUACAAGAGCACACAGUGCACACUGCAGGAUCCAGAGAGGGUUUCAGGAGCUCUGAUCAAUGUGGCAAAGCACCUGGGCAACCUGAAGUUCAGAGUCUGGGAGAAGAUGCAGGAGACUGUUCAGUACACUCCUGUGACUCUGGAUCCCAACACUGCAGCUGACAAUCUCAUCCUGUCUGAGGAUCUGACCAGUGUGAGACGUGGUGAUGAGGUGCAGCAGCUUCCUGAUAACCCAGAGAGAUUUGAUGAGUAUUCCAGUGUCCUGGGCUCUGAGGGCUUUAACUCAGGGACUCACUGCUGGGAUGUGGAGGUUGGAGAGAACACAGGGUGGUUUGUGGGUGUGAUGACAGAGUCUCUCCGAAGGAAGGGAAACUAUUUCUCCAGGAGUGGACUGUGGUUUGUGGUUUAUACUGGUGCUGCAUAUAGAGCAUGGGCUCCUCCUUAUGACCCCACUCUCCUCACAGUGCAGCAGAAACCCCAGAGGAUCAGAGUGCAGCUGGACUGGGACAGAGGAGAGCUGUCAUUCUCUGACCCUGAUAAUAACACACACCUACACACUCUCACACACACUUUCACUGAGAGAGUGUUUCCAUAUAUCAGUACUUCUUCUCCUCUGAGGAUCUUACCAGUGAAGGUUUCAGUUAGAUUAGAGCAGUAGACCAGUUAGAGCUCAUAUCGUCUCCUUCCUCUCAGUUAUGAGACUAACUUUUGAGUCAAGAAGUAGCAUGAGCCAUACUGACAUACAAUACAUGCCACCAAAGGAAAGUUCUCCGCGCUACUGCAGUUGUACGACAAUCUGGUGCAACCAGGCCAGGACAGAUAGUGUAUGUGUGUGUGUGUGUGUGUGUGUGUGUGUGCAGCCAGGCCAGGCCAGAUAGUGUAUGAAAGGAAGAGGAAUGCCGGUGCAACGCAGAUGUCUUCUUUAGUAUUUAUUUAAAAGGUGCAACAUUUCGACGUUACAAACGUCUUCAUCAGGACUCUGAUUACAAAUGUCUUCAUCAGAGUCCUUCAUCAACAUCGAAACGUUAGUCAAUGUUUUGUACCUUUUAAAUAA